AUGACGACGUGCAGCAUGGACCUGGACUGUGAGAGAUGCCAGUGCCACAGUGAGGAGAAUCGAAACGCCAUCCUCUAUACCCUCCUGAGCCAGAACCUGAACCACAAAUGGGGCAGCCAUAGCCCAUCCCAGCAGCGCUGCCUGUGCCAGAAGCGUCGCACCGUCUGCCUCCAAACACCUGAGGUCACCUGCCAGGCAGCCUCUGAUGUCCUUGUGAAAACAGUCAGCUUCAUGAAGAACCUGCCCUCCUUCCAGCUGCUGCCCCGGGGAGACCAGCUGCUGCUUCUGGACAGCUGCUGGGCUCCCCUCUUCAUUCUGGGGCUGGUUCAGGAGAUGGUGACAUUCGAGGUGAUGGAAACCCCAGCCCCUAGCAUGCUCAAGAGGAUUCUCCUCGAUGGCCAGAGUAAGAGACGGGAGCCUGAGAGGACACAGCCCACCCUAGCUGGGGUGCAGCGGCUGCAGUGCUGCCUGAACACAUUCUGGAGCCUGGACCUGAGCCCUAAGGAGUAUGCUUAUCUGAAAGGAGCCAUUCUCUUUAACCCUGAUGUCCCAGGUCUCAGGGCCUCUUUGUACAUCGAGAGCCUCCAACGGGAAGCACAGAGAGCGCUCCGAGAAGUCCUAGUGCCCCUCCACCCAGAGGACCAGGGCCGCUUUGCCCGCAUCUUGCUGAUUGCCUCCACCUUGCGGUCCAUUCCUCCUGCACUUAUCACAGACCUCUUCUUUCGACCGAUCAUUGGCAAUGCAGACAUUAUUGAGGUGAUCACUGAAAUGCUGUAUGAAAUAACCUGCAGGCGACUGACUCUUUCAUCACACACAGCCUCCUGA
Emys orbicularis (European pond turtle) is the source of this 825-nucleotide messenger RNA. It is a transcript of the gene NR0B2, whose product is annotated as nuclear receptor subfamily 0 group B member 2. The record is from RefSeq and is a predicted model, not a curated record. Gene Ontology annotation, biological process: negative regulation of transcription by RNA polymerase II; circadian rhythm. Gene Ontology annotation, molecular function: transcription factor binding; transcription corepressor activity. Lineage: Eukaryota; Metazoa; Chordata; Testudines; Emydidae. The transcript has 2 exons. Gene Ontology annotation, cellular component: nucleus; cytoplasm. The coding region runs from base 1 to 825 and encodes 274 amino acids.